Molecule: messenger RNA, 147 nt
Organism: Strongylocentrotus purpuratus (purple sea urchin)
Lineage: Eukaryota; Metazoa; Echinodermata; Echinoidea; Camarodonta; Strongylocentrotidae
Exons: 2
Source: RefSeq, a predicted model, not a curated record
AUGGAGGGUGAGAGGAGAGAGGGUGAGAGGAUAGAGGGUGAGAGGAUAGAGGGUGAGAGGAUGGAGGGUGAUGCUGGAGGGAGUGAGAGGGUGGAGGGAGAGAGGAUAGAGGGGAGGGAGAGGGUGGAGGGAGAGAGGAUAGAGGGU